Theobroma umbraticum is the source of this 2798-nucleotide messenger RNA. RefSeq names its product phototropic-responsive NPH3 family protein NPY5-like. Lineage: Eukaryota; Viridiplantae; Streptophyta; Magnoliopsida; Malvales; Malvaceae. Gene Ontology annotation, molecular function: protein binding. The record is from RefSeq and is a predicted model, not a curated record.
GCGGUGGUGCUGAUUCAAAGGAGAUGAAAGAGAGGUGUAGAGAGGUGUAGAGAGAGAGAGAGAGAGAGAGAGAGUGGGAACAUUCUGAGAUUUGGCUUUUUGUGGGAAAUGUUAAGAGGGGGACUGGAAGAAGUGAUGGCUGUCAAAAGAUGAGGACCAGCUCUUCUUUUUGAUGUGAUUUUUGGCUGGGUAGUUUUUAUGCUACGUGGGGCUUUUGUUUUCUGGUUUGGUGUUUUUCUGGUGUCCUGGCUAAAAAAGAUAAUAGUGGUUGCUUCAUGCACUGAACAAUUAACAUCCAGCUAGCUCUUUGCCUAUUGAUGAUAGAUGUUGGAUUCUUCGUACUUGGAAGAGUGAGAGUAAAGGGAGCUGCUUUGGGACAUUUUAAGGCUCUUUUUCUAGUGACCCCUCCAAGGUUUUCUAACUUAAGCAUAGGAAUAAAAGAUUUGAGAGGAGGUGAAAUCCGGAGUGGUGGAAAGAGAAGAGGGGUUUGAAUCUUCCUUCAGCAAGAUGAAGUUUAUGAAACUGGGAUCUAAGCCUGAUUCAUUUCAGACUGAUGGAGACACUAUCAGGUAUGUUGCAACUGAGUUGGCAACUGACUUAGUCGUUAACAUCGGGGAUGUGAAAUUCUAUCUGCAUAAGUUCCCCUUGUUAUCCAAAAGUGCACGCUUGCAGAAGCUGGUUGCAACAUCAAAUGAUGAGAACAGUGAUGAAAUCUACAUUCAAGAUAUUCCUGGUGGACCUGCUGCUUUUGAAAUAUGUGCUAAGUUUUGUUACAGUAUGACAGUCACUCUCAACGCAUACAAUGUUGUCGCUGCUAGAUGUGCGGCAGAAUACCUGGAGAUGUAUGAAACUGUUGAGAAAGGAAACCUUAUCUAUAAGAUUGAUGUCUUCCUCAAUUCAAGUAUAUUCAGGAGCUGGAAAGAUUCUAUCAUUGUUCUUCAAACAACAAAAUCUCUACUUCCGUGGUCUGAGGAACUAAAGGUGGUCAGCCACUGCCUUGAUUCCAUAGCUUCCAAGGCCUCCGUUGAUACUUCCAAGGUGGAGUGGUCAUACACCUAUAAUAGGAAGAAGCUCCCAUCAGAGAACGGAAGUAGUCCGCAGUGGAAUGGUGUAAGAAAACCACAAAUGGUUCCAAAGGACUGGUGGGUAGAAGAUCUCUGUGAGCUUCAUAUUGAUUUAUACAAGCGUGUGAUAACAACAAUUAAAACAAAAAGCAGAGUUUCUGGUGAUGUAAUUGGAGAAGCCCUAAAUGCAUACGCCUUGAGAAGAUUGCCUGGAUUUAGCAAGGGUAUGGUCCAGAAUAAUGAUUUCAUAAAGUAUAGGUCGUUGGUGGAGACCAUUGUGCGGCUGCUGCCCACUGAGAAAGGAACUGUUUCUUGUAGCUUCUUGCUUAGAUUAUUAAGAGCAGCAAUUUUAUUGGAUUGUGGAGAAGUGGAGAGAAAUGAGUUGAUGAGGAGAAUUGGCCAGCAGCUUCCGGAGGCAGCAGUGACUGAUCUUCUGAUUCGAGCUCCAGCUGGAGAACCAACAAUAUAUAAUGUUGACAUAGUUCACAACUUAGUUGAGGAGUUUGUGAGUCACAGUUCUCAAAGUGACCCCACUGAAAAUGAAUUCCAGGAGAGUAGAAGCCCUAAGUUUGGACCAGAUGCUUGUAAAGUGUUGGUAGCAAAGCUUAUUGAUGGCUACCUUGCUGAAAUUGCACGAGAUCCAAAUUUGCAUCUGUCAAAAUUUGUCUAUCUUGCAGAAAUUGUAGCUAGCUUCUCUAGACCUUCUCAUGAUGGACUUUACCGUGCCAUAGACAUGUAUCUGAAGGAACACCCUGGAAUCAGCAAGAGUGAGAGAAAGAGAAUAUGCAGGUUAAUGGACUGCAGGAAGUUGUCAGCCGAGGCCUGUAUGCAUGCUGUGCAAAAUGAGAGGCUCCCAUUGCGUGUUGUUGUGCAAGUCCUCUUCUUUGAGCAAGUGAGGGCUACGGCAUCAGCUGGCAACAGCACACCUGAGCUUCCAGGGUCCAUUAGAGCCCUGCUCCCUGGUGGGUCUCAUGGCAGCUCAAGGUCCACUACAACUAACACUGAAGAUGAUUGGGAUUCUGUGCCAACAGCCGAGGAUAUCAAGGCUUUGAAAGGGGAGCUUGCUACUCUAAGAUUAGGCAGUCGUGGGAGUGGUAGAAACGGAAAUGACGCUGCUAAAAGUGAUGCCGAAAAGAUUGCUGCUAAUAGAAUGAAGGGUUUAGUCAUGUCAAAGAUCUUCUCAAAACUUUGGUCAAGUAAGGAAAGACACGGUGAAAUUAGCAGCUCUGAUACAUCAGAGAGCCCUGGAUCAGUCAAUGCAGAAGAAACAAAGUCCACCCAAUCCAGAAGUAGGAGACAUUCACUAUCUUAGUCCAGGAUGUCCUUAGGCAGAAUCGGAAGCAUGCCUUGUUCGGCUUUGUAAUAUUGUCUCAAAAUGACGGUAGGAGAGUAGAACCCACUGACUUUUUUCUAGCUGGUUUACCGCUUGGAUUUUUGGAGCAAAUGGAAUGAGGCAAUAUUGAAUAGCACGGGGAUGGUUUUGUAAGAGUGAUUCACCGUCACAUUUCGUUCCCUGAGCGGGUGGAGGCUCUGGGAUAUUCAUUGUUGCAACUAGUGAGAAAGCCAAAACGAAAAAAAAAAUAAAAUAAAAGGCUGCUAAGUUUCUUAACCAAAGUUGUGGUAUCAUGUUAAGGUAUCCAAUCAUAAACCAAAAUAGGAUCCCAAGUUUGCAACAAUACCAAAUUAAGCUGAUCUGAAAUAAUACUACCUUCAACAGCAAGGAUGGUUGGAUCA